CGGACGGCCGACCCGGAGCGCGAGCAGGGCUGCGGCUGUGUCACAGACGCGAGCUUGGUCGAAAGGCAGUGGGACCUGUGUCAUUGAUACACAAACUACUUCGCGUACAGCAGAAUAUCCAUAAUGGCUGAGUUAGAGGACUUGGUGGAACGAUUGGAGAAAUCUGUGGAAAGACUAGAGUUAGCAUCCUUUAAAGUACCGGGUGUCCUGCCCUCUGGUUCGAAUGCAGUGAAUGGAGACAAUGGAGAUGUGGCACCAUAUGUGGAAGCUUUCGAUGUAAUGCUGAUGGGGGUUGUUGCAGACUAUAUGAAGCACAGCAAGAUCCUUGGGGAAGAUGUGGCACAGCAAGCAGAGAUGUUCAAAGCAGCUUUUGAUACCCAGAGAAAUUUCCUGUUGAUGGCCUAUAAGCACCAGCAGCCCCUGGAGAUCUUCAUUAACAGUCCAAAAAGAACUUGGAUGUGGGCUAGAGCAAAAAAUGAGAUGAAUGUGCUCCUCAAGCCCAUGUCUGAUAAAAUGCAGGAGAUUCAGGACUUUCGGGAGAAGAACCGUGGUAGCAAGCUGUUCAACCACCUGUCAGCUGUUAGUGAAAGCAUUGCAGCAUUGGGCUGGGUUGCAGUGACCCCUAAGCCAGGUCCUUUUGUUAAGGAGAUGAAUGAUGCUGCCACCUUCUAUACUAACAGAGUAUUGAAGGAGUUUAAGGACAUUGACAAGAAACAUGUAGAAUGGGUCAAAUCCUUCCUCAGUAUCUGGACAGAACUUCAGGCCUACAUCAAGGAGUACCACCCCACUGGGCUGUCAUGGAAUAAGGCUGGUCUCACAACAUCUGCACCAUCUUCUGGAGCUUGUCCACUGGCUCCACCACCUCCCCCUCCUGGACCCCCUCCUGUCCUAUCGUCAGAAACAUCUGAGGAUGAAGCUCGUUCCCAACUGUUUGCUCAGCUUAACCAAGGGGAAGGCAUUACUAAGGGUCUCCGCCAUGUUGCUGAUGAGCAGAAAACCCACAAGAAUCCGAAUCUUCGUUCACAGAGUGGGCCUGUCAAUUCACCAUCGAAAACUUGCUCAGCUAGUCCUACGUCUCCCAUGUCUCCUAUGCAGCAGCCAAGAACACCUAUCCUGGCACUGGAAGGAAAGAAGUGGAGAGUGGAAUAUCAACAGAAUGAAAGCAACCUUGUCAUUUCUGAGGCAGAACUGAAACAUGUUGCCUACAUCUACAAGUGUAAUAGCUCUGUGCUGAAAAUUCAAGGCAAAAUCAAUUCCAUUACAAUUGAUUCCUGUAAAAAGCUUGGCCUUGUGUUUGAAAACGUAGUGGGGAUAGUUGAAAUCAUCAAUUCACGGAAUGUGGAAAUACAGGUAAUGGGCAAAGUACCGACUAUAUCCAUCAAUAAAACAGAGGGCUGCCACAUAUACCUCAGUGAAGAGUCACUGGCAUGCGAGAUUAUCAGUGCCAAGUCUUCUGAAAUGAACGUCUUAAUUCCUCAAGGCGAGGAUUAUAAGGAGUAUCCAAUCCCUGAGCAGUUUAAAACCACGUGGAAUGGGACAAAGCUACACACUGAAGCAGCAGAAAAUGUUGGUUAACCAUACAUUCUGCGGGCUGUUCCACGAUUCACAUGUGGCAUUCUAGAGUUACAAAUCACCAUAAUGCAAUUUUACACUUUGUGCAACCAUAGCAAACAAUACUACAGUAGUCAGACACCUUGCAGUAACUGCUUGACAAUAGGGGUGCAAUGAUUGGCAGUCUUACUGGCUCCAAAUGUCUUUAGUAACACAAGUUACAACCCACGUACUGUACAUACUUUGAGUGUAAUUGCCACCUUUGUACUUACUGUGCUUAGUUUGACUAAAUCUCACCUAGUUCGUUGAUCUGUUUAAGUAAGUUAUUUCAGUUCAUUUGAGAAUUAGUCAUUGCAACCCUUAGUUAUGGUGAGUGCACCUCAUUUUUGCUGUUCUUUUUAAACAUGGGGGGAUGGGGGAAGAAGCCAAACUUGACCAUUUUUCUAAAACAAAAUAUUUCAAUUGAAGUUUAGUCCAAAGUCAGCAAGAACGGUAAUGUGUGACUGCUCGGCAAUAGUUUCAGCCAAAGUUCUAAAUAUAUCUCUUUGUACCCAAGUAAAAUUGUGCCAUCAUUGCAUAACAGUUUGCCUUAUUUUCUUGGUUCGACUACAGGUUGUUCUUUUGGAGAGUAACUGGAUAUGAAAUUAAGGUUUUUAAGUCAACUUUUUUUUUUACAUGGUAUUUUUGGAUUUUCUUUUUUUUUUCUUCUAUUGAUGUUAGAACUUUGCCCGACAGUAUCAAACCUCAGUUUGUAUCAGGGAGGAGGACUCUUCAUUUACAUAAUGAAACAAACAUCUACCUUAAGGUGUCUGUGUAAUAUGAUGCAAGCAGGAACAGCAAAUGUUAUAGUAGCUGUUAAAUCUCUCUCUUCCCACGCUCCAAGCUUUGCCUUGAAAUAUCCGAGUCCUUUUAUUAAAUUAUAGUUCAGAACGUUCACUUCUGUAGGUUUGUAUUGUUCAAUGUUUUAUAUGUAGCAAUUGGGUCCUGGCAGUGAUAUUACAAAGUAAUGACUCGCUUAAAUCGGCAUUUAGCAGGACCACAAUGUGCUCACACAUCACAGCAGCAAGAUUAAUGUAAACUUUUACUGUUCAAAUUUCUAAAGUUUGUCCUCGACAUUAUCUUAGUGUAGAAAAUAGAUAGAGACGGUUGCAAUGUAGUAUUGAGUUUGUUUUUGUUAAUCACACUGAGGGAUUGGUUAUUGUAAUUCACAUCGCUGGAUGGUUUAAAGAUACUUGUCUUGUCACACAAGGAGGAUGUCCUGAAAAUAAAAGUGGAAGUGUUGCAGAAUAAAGCAUGA
This is a messenger RNA of Hypanus sabinus (Atlantic stingray), 2848 nucleotides long. RefSeq names its product cyclase associated actin cytoskeleton regulatory protein 2 (gene cap2). The record is from RefSeq and is a predicted model, not a curated record. Gene Ontology annotation, cellular component: cytoplasm. Gene Ontology annotation, molecular function: adenylate cyclase binding; actin binding. Lineage: Eukaryota; Metazoa; Chordata; Chondrichthyes; Myliobatiformes; Dasyatidae. The transcript has 14 exons. The coding region runs from base 124 to 1575 and encodes 483 amino acids. Gene Ontology annotation, biological process: cell morphogenesis; regulation of adenylate cyclase activity; cytoskeleton organization.